CCCGAGAUUUCUUUGGCGAACGGGGAAUAUUGUUGAACUUUUUCGCUGGAAACGAAGGCUUAAUACUUACAUUGUUUUAGUGAGGCUGUCACAUCUGGAAAUAUUUCCAAGAUGAGGAUGGAGGGUUAAGGCAGUUGUUGUACCUUUAGGAAGGCGCGCCCCUCCCUUCAGACCAGACCAUCAGGUUUUUUCUGAGGACCUGUGGAAGAACUGGUCACACACGGCAAUACCAGUAAACAGCUGAGCAGCAGAAUCCACCCAUAUCACAUCUUAGUAACGGAUUAAGAUGGCCAGUGUUUCGCGUUCCCAGAACCCACAUGGACUGAAACAGAUUGGUCUGGACCAGAUUUGGGACGAUCUCAAGUCUGGCAUUGAGCAUGUGUACAUGCAUCAGAACAUGACCAAAACAGACUACAUGCAACUCUACACGCAUGUAUAUGAUUACUGUACGAGUGUCCACCAGUCCAGUCAGGGCCAAUCCAGAGUGCCUGCUGGGAAAAAACCAAAACACCCCACAGGUGGUGCACAGUUUGUCGGGCUUGAACUCUACAAGAGGUUAAAAGACUUUCUCAAAAUAUACAACGUCAACUUGUUAAAGGAUGGGCAGGAUUUGCUGGGGGAAGAUGUGCUAAAGUUCUACACAAAACGAUGGGAAGAAUAUCGGUUUUCAAGUAAAGUGCUAAAUGGAGUGUGUUCCUAUCUCAACAGACAUUGGGUGAAAAGGGAAUGUGACGAGGGCAGAAAGGGAAUAUAUGAAAUAUAUUCUCUGGCACUGAUAACUUGGCGCGACAAUCUCUUUAAGCCACUCAACAAACAGGUCACAAAUGCUGUGCUGAAGCUCAUAGAACGAGAAAGGAAUAGAGAAACAAUCAAUACCAGCCUUGUUAGUGGUGUCAUAAACUGCUAUGUGGAGUUGGGGUUGAAUGAAGACGACCCGGGAGCCAAGGGCCCAACUCUCAGUGUGUACAAAGAACAUUUUGAAAAUUAUUUCCUUGAUGACACAGAAAGGUUCUACACACGAGAAAGCUCAGAGUUCCUAAGGGAGAAUCCAGUCACUGAAUAUAUGAAAAAGGCAGAGUCAAGGCUAUUAGAGGAACAGAGAAGAAUACAGAUUUACCUUCACCAAAGCACACAGGAUGUUCUGGCACGGAAAUGCGAGAAAGUCCUCAUUGAAAAGCAUUUAGAAAUUUUCCAUUAUGAAUUUAAAAAGCUGCUUGAUGAUGACAAAAAUGAAGAUCUUGGAAGGAUGUAUCAGUUGGUGUCCAGAAUAUAUGAUGGCUUAGGAGAGUUGAAGUCCUUACUGGAGUCCCAUAUCUACAGCCAGGGUCAGGCAGCUAUUGAAAAGUGUGGAGAAGCUGCCCUCAAUGAGCCCAAACUUUAUGUACAGACAAUUUUAGAUGUCCACAAAAAGUACAAUGCUCUGGUUAUGACAGCAUUUAACAAUGAUGCUGGAUUUGUGGCCUCUCUGGAUAAGGCAUGUGGUCGGUUCAUCAAUAACAACUCCAUCACCAAAAUGGCCAGCUCAUCAAGCAAGUCACCUGAAUUGUUGGCAAGAUAUUGUGAUUUACUGCUGAAGAAGAGUUCAAGGAACCCUGAAGAGGCUGAACUAGAAGACACUCUGUGCCAAGUGAUGGUUGUGUUCAAGUACAUUGAAGAUAAGGAUGUAUUCCAGAAGUUCUACAGCAAAAUGCUAGCCAAGAGAUUGGUGCAGCAUGUGUCAGCAAGUGACGAUGCAGAGGCUAGCAUGAUUUCUAAGCUCAAGCAAGCCUGUGGGUUUGAGUACACAUCAAAGUUACAGAGGAUGUUCCAAGAUAUUGGUGUGAGCAAAGAUCUCAAUGAGCAGUUCAAGCGACAUUUGACUUCAUCAGCAGAACCCCUGGAUAUUGACUUCAGUAUCCAGGUGCUAAGUUCAGGUUCAUGGCCAUUUCAACAAUCCUGCACUUUCACUUUGCCCUCUGAGUUGGAGCGAAGUUUUCAGAGAUUCACCACAUUCUACAGCAGUCAACACAGUGGCCGAAAGCUGAACUGGCUUUAUCAGAUGUCCAAGGGAGAAAUUGUCACUAACUGUUUUAAAAAUCGUUACACUCUACAGGCGUCCACUUUCCAGAUGGCUGUACUGUUACAGUAUAACACCAGCCAGACUUUCACUGUGCAGCAACUCCAAGAAAGUACACAGAUCAGAAGUGAUAUAUUGAUGCAAGUGCUGCAGAUCCUGCUGAAAUCCAAACUGUUGUGUACAGAUGAUGAUGAUAGCCACCUGAGGCCUUCUUCCCAAAUAUCGCUCUACAUGGGCUACAAGAACAAAAAGUUGCGAGUGAACAUCAACGUGCCGAUGAAAACUGAGGUGAAGCUUGAGCAGGAGACAACACAUAAGCACAUUGAGGAGGAUCGGAAACUCCUGAUACAGGCUGCCAUAGUGCGUAUUAUGAAGAUGAGAAAAGUCCUGAAACACCAACAGCUUCUAGCCGAAGUACUGAAUCAGCUUUCUUCUCGCUUCAAACCAAGAGUUCCUGUGAUAAAGAAAUGUAUUGACAUCCUGAUAGAGAAGGAGUAUUUGGAAAGGGUAGAGGGACAGAAGGACACUUACAGUUACUUGGCUUGAUGAAAUUUGGAACAUGUAGUCUUUUAGAUUGUUAUUUUUUAAGUUUGAAUGCAACAGGGAUAGCAUUGCAGCUUGUUCAUACAGACUUUUCUUUGAGGUGGCAUUUUCUUUUGUCUUCUGCACAUGGUAUUUGUGUGGAUGACGCAGUUUUCCCAAAAAACAAAACAAAAAGGAAACAUGUCUGUCUUCAUUCUUAGCCCUGUCAGCAAAGAAACAACUACAUCUUGUUCCCCAUUGAUAGUGCAUUUCCCUUUGUUUAUGAAAAUCUCAUAAGUGCUGUUGACCUCACUCAGUAUCAUGCUUUAGUUGUCGGUUAUCUCCC
Molecule: messenger RNA, 2924 nt
Organism: Liolophura sinensis
Lineage: Eukaryota; Metazoa; Mollusca; Polyplacophora; Chitonida; Chitonidae
Product: cullin-1-like
Exons: 20
Coding region: 287-2602 (771 amino acids)
Biological process (GO): ubiquitin-dependent protein catabolic process
Cellular component (GO): cullin-RING ubiquitin ligase complex
Molecular function (GO): ubiquitin protein ligase binding
Source: RefSeq, a predicted model, not a curated record